CGCACUUAGCUUCUUUGAUCACAAAGUCAUAGCGUUCUGAGAGGCCUGCAAACCGGCAAACGAAGUCUUCCUUGGUGGCAAAAUGCCUUCAUAUAGGGUGUACGACAACGGACAGCUCACUGCUGAAUACACAACACACGUCGGCGGGAGAAUUACGGCCACAUACUACAUCAAAAUCACAUCUCACGACGAGAUUGCCAGAGCGAGGGGCGAUAUACAAGACAAUCCGAAUACGACGGUGUACUUAUGGCGCAUGGAUUCUACUACAAACGAAAAUGUCAUUUGGAGGCAGGUCCCGAAGACUGAGGGCGCGCUCACACAGGAUGAGUACGAUAUAGCCAUGGACGAAAUCGAUAGACAAACGCGGGAACAAAAAGCCUCGACCCCUGAAUCCUAUACGCCUCCAACUACUCAAUAUAACACAUUUCAGGAGAUGGGCAUUCCAACUUACAACACGCAAGGCGUGCUCAUUGCUCAACCGGCUGAGGUUAGCAAUGCUCAGCUCAUAGGGGAAGACAACAUGCACGAAACUCAGCGCUGGAGACCUGAUCAGACAUUCGAUAAGAGGCGAGGAUACUCAUACAAAUAACACUGUAGUAGAAAUACACAGAAGUAGCAUGUGUGUAAUUUAGAGAUUUUAGAGAUAAGAACAUAACAAGGCAGCGUAGCUACAGUACACAAAUAAGCAAUAAUAAAAAGCAAAGCCUUACUACCCUACAGCUAUAAAUAGCUUAAUAUAACAAUUAGCUAGAAGCUAAAGUAAGCUAUAAAUACAAAUUUUGAUAAAUUGCUAGAGGUAC
Molecule: messenger RNA, 800 nt
Organism: Alternaria alternata
Lineage: Eukaryota; Fungi; Ascomycota; Dothideomycetes; Pleosporales; Pleosporaceae
Exons: 1
Coding region: 83-589 (168 amino acids)
Source: RefSeq, a predicted model, not a curated record